AUGGACGUAUACACUCACACUCAAUACCAACAAUCAUCAAACCAUAUCCACGCCCGUAGGGCUUUCGAAUACAAACAACAAUAUCGCCCAGCAGUAUUCAGAAGAGGAGCAGCAAUACAAUGCGGCUAUACAAACAGCAAGGAAAUUGAUGAAACAAUAGUCCUCGUCUCGGGCAUGCCAACCGAACCACCAACAAGACGACAUUGGAAGCCGGAUUCAGCAGUAACGAAAUGUUCGAUGCAAUAUUGUCAUCGGGAGUUUGGCUUAUUCGAAAGACGGCAUCAUUGCCGGCGUUGCGGCGAUAUCUUCUGUGGCACCCACUGUUCCCAUUAUAUUCGUCUCGACCAAAAUGUCAAUUUUAAUUUGGCUGGAUUUGCAUCGAGAGUGUGUGACAGGUGCUAUGGAGUAUACAUACGAGCGCUAGACAAAUGCCGCGCAGGCUCAUACCACUGUGACGAAUAUGGCGAAGAAGAUGGAUACAUACAGAAAAAGAUAUAUCAAAGAGAAUAUGAACAGAAAAGUUCCAAGAAAGAUCAAGCGGACAAUGGGCGGGAAAAGACAAACCAUAGUAAUAAUAACAACAACAUCAACGACUUGUUAGAAAGUUAUUUGAGAAAGUGCGGAAGAUACGCAGAUGAGCCGUAUGUCGAAGAUCACAACAACAGGAUUAGUGGACACCGGCUUUUGACACAAUCAAACUUUGUAGUAGCAGCCCCAUCUGAUUGGGCGUGGUCAACGUUCUGA
This is a messenger RNA of Paraglomus brasilianum, 744 nucleotides long. The record is from the annotation of a GenBank genome assembly. NCBI's taxonomy places the organism in Eukaryota, Fungi, Glomeromycota, Glomeromycetes, Paraglomerales, Paraglomeraceae.